This is a messenger RNA of Acanthocheilonema viteae, 1554 nucleotides long. Lineage: Eukaryota; Metazoa; Nematoda; Chromadorea; Rhabditida; Onchocercidae. The record is from the annotation of a GenBank genome assembly.
AUGAGCAGCCAAGGUAGGAGAAUUUCUGCGCUCGCUUUAUCACAACGACAAAUUGUUAAAGGAUGCAUUGAUAAAGCGAAAGAUGAUAUUGCGGAAAGGAUAUACCGACGAGUUAUUGAAAAACGAGAUGAUUUCCGGAAAUUUGUUGAAGCACUUUCUGAGGAGCAACGAUGUAAAUUAGCGAGUGCAUUACGUAAUUUUUUGAAAAAUGUUGUAAGUCAAUUGACGGAUCGAAUAGCGGUACAACGAAUUUCGGAAGAUUUUGGUGCACAACAUGUACAGUAUCGUUCCUUUGGUUUCCGGCCAGAUUUUUUUGCUGUUAUAGCAGAUGCGGUUACAACGGAAUGUGUAUUGUUAGAUUUCGCUAUACACCCGCCAUCUGAGGCUUUAUUUGCUUGGUCAACAUUAACAACGUUUAUGUUCAGUUCCGUUCGUGAUGGCUAUUACAAUGAACAACGACGAGUCCGUAAAGCAUCACAGCAAUAUACAAAUCGUAGUAAAAUUCUCUUACACCAUGCAUCGAUCGAUAUAGUUAGGCAUUUGGACAAUGAGCAAAAAAACUCGAGCAUUUUAUAUAAUUAUUCAUCUGAAUAUGAUGCUGGUGAAAUGGAUGAAUUGGAAAUGAAUAAAAGUACAACAAAAAGAAUGGAAGAGGAAAAUGGACCGACAACAGAAAGAGUAGAAAUAUCCGAUAUAGGAAAGGAAUCGAAAAAUUCGCCUCAGGCUGAGAGAAAAAUGAUAUUCGAGAAGAAAUUUAUGAUAGAUGUCUACAGACAGCUUUUGAUAGCACUUCACAUUCGUCAUAAUUCUACUUUGGAGAUUAGAAUGCGAAAUUGGAGAGGUGUGUAUGUAUGGGGUGUUCCUGCACGUGAGUUUUUCUCGUGGAUUUUACGUGUAACGGGUGUUAUGAAUGGUGCUAAGCGACAACAAAGACCUAUACCAGAUGAAGCACCAUUUAAAGCUUAUGUUGGGAAUUUACCACUUGAUUUGGUUCCUGGUGACUUGGAUUCCCUUUUUGCAGACUAUGCAGUUAUUGAGGCAAAAAUGAUGCGUGACUAUGAGAAUGAUCGUUUCAAAGGUUUUGCUUACAUUGAAUUUCGAACUCGAGAGGAUUUGGAAAGAGCUCUAACUUUGAACGGUGUAGAAUACGAUGGGCGAGUAUUACGUGUAGAUGUAGCAGAUGCGCCACGUGGAAGGGAACGUAGAGGUGGUGGCCGUAGUAAUUUUGGUGGACGCGGUGGUAGUUCACGUGGUGGUGGACCAUCUUUCAGAGGUGAUAGCAGACGUGGCGGUGGAUCUAGUCGGUCUGGCGAACGACCUAACAGUAGGAGUGAUAAUUUUGGCCAUAUGGAUUAUGACAGGUCAGAUAGAGGUAGCGUUGGCCGCGGUAGAAGUCAAAAUGUCGAGUUCGUUGCACAUUCUAGUGCACCUGGUAGGCCUCAUUUAAACUUGAAACCACGUACUACUGACCCGGAAGAAUUGGAAAGAUUAAAGAAAAUCGAAGAAGAAGAAACAAGAAAACGUCAAGCACGUAUCUUUGGAGUGAAGGAAUAG